AUGUUUUCUUCCUCAGGCACCCAGCUCAGAGGCAUUCCUCUGAAGACUAAUUGCAAUGAAAGGGCAGUUCUGUUGUAGAUACGUAAGUGUGGUUGUUGCAGAAUAUGUCAUGUUUCAUUCCUGUCCCUACCCCCAUGGCUGUGAGUGUAAGAAAUCAGCUUUUCACCUUGCUUUGUGUGUUGGUAUGGGCAUGUUCUCAUAAAGCCCAGAAAGGUACAGCAUUAAAAAUCACAUACCUGUGUAUUUCCUAUAAUGCCAGCGGGAUAAGGAUGUCCUGUUUAUCAUAUCCUCUAUGGCACGAGUUUCACAUUGCUGAACUUUGAUAUUCUCUAGUUCAUUUAAGACAUAGAGCACGAUGUGUUUAGAGAAAGCGUUGCGGAAGGCAUGUAGUAAACAGCAGGAGCUGGCUUGUUGUUCAGACCUGUCAUGAGCCGUUGAGCAGUUUGGAGGCUUUGGUGUGAGGUGCUUUGCAUGGCUUCAUGGGGUACUGUGGAGAGCCUGUGGUGCUGGUUGGAUUGAGACAAGCACCCUGCCCACCUGGAUACACCUGCACUGACUGGACAUGGUUUGCGACUGCCCUGAGAGUAAUAGGAGGCUUUUCUUCUAGUGAACAGUCUUAGAUUUGGUGAGCUUUACAAUAUUACUCAGACAUUUAUGACUCCUUACUAAUUGCAAAUGCAUUUGCUAGGAUUGCCUGUAGUUCCUCACUCAGUGUGGUGGUUUUCUAUUUCUUAUCUCUGUGGUAUUUAACUGUUUUGUGAAUUUGGUGCCCACAGCUGUGAACUCAGGGCCUAUUUAAUGAGUGAAACAUCAGAUGUUCAAACAUCAUUGGGCAGGAUGGCUGCCAGUGCUGCUAGCUAACACUGUAUAUAAUAUUUUUCAUUGACUUCUUGCAACAGAUGAGUAUCCACGUGUUGUAAAUGGCAAAAUGGAGGAAAAGGGACUUGCCAAUGUUGGCUGGCAAACUGGAUGUUCAGAGUCCUAUGGCAGUGAUUUGUCUUUUGUCAUUUCCUUCCUCCCUCACCCACAUCCCCUUCCAAUACACCAUAGAAAUAUGUUCAAAGCUCAAGAAAACUCAAGUACAAGCAAAGAAGUUAUGCUUACAGUGUACACUACGUCCAAAGAGGCAAUGAUAAAGUAAUGAAUUCCAAGUUAUUUGCCUUUUGCCUGGAAUUUGCUUAUGAAUUUAGCAGAGUUUUGCUGUGGAUUCUUUGUGAUCCUGAUCCUGGGCAACUUCUGGUUCCUUGCUGUUCUGUACCUGCUGUGGCUGUACCUUGACUGGGAAACGCCAUGCACAGGGGGCCGACGGUCGCAGUGGGUGAGAAGUUGGACUGUUUGGAAGUACUUUAGGGAAUACUUUCCCAUUCAACUUAUAAAAACUUCAGAUCUGAAUCCAAAUCACAACUACUUAUUUGGCUUUCACCCUCAUGGAGUCCUGGUAGCUGGAGCCUUUGGUAAUUUUUGCACCAGUUCAAGUUUCAGCAGUUUAUUUCCUGGCAUUACUCCGUAUCUUCAUAUCAUGCCCAUCUGGUUUGGCUGUCCCUUCUUCAGAGAAUACAUAAUGAGUGCUGGCAUGGUUUCUGCAUCUAAGGAGAGUGUCUCAUAUGUGCUCAAUAACAAAGAAGGCGGCCAUGCCUCCAUCAUUGUGAUCGGAGGAGCAGAGGAAUCUCUGAAUGCACGUCCUGGAAGUUUAACAUUGAGCAUCCUCAAGAGGAAGGGCUUUAUUAAAAUGGCCUUGAAACAUGGGGCUCAUCUGGUCCCGGUGUUUUCCUUUGGUGAAAAUGAACUAUUCAAGCAAGUUGCAAACCCCAAAGGGUCAUGGCUGAGAAAUGUGCAGGAGAAGUUGCAAAAGAUAAUGGGCUUUGCUUUACCCCUGUUUCAUGCUAGGGGAAUAUUCCAGUACAGUUUUGGCUUAAUACCUUACAGAAAACCUAUUAAUACUGUUGUGGGAAGUCCCAUCCCUGUAAAACAGAGCUUGAACCCUACCACUGAAGAGAUUGAACAGCUGCAUGCAUUGUAUCUACAGAAACUAAGAAAGUUGUUUGAAGAACACAAAGGAACCUAUGGGAUCCCUGAGCAUAAAUCUCUCAUCUUUGAGUAGUACGUUACAAUUUGUGAUUCUAAAUCCCAUGGAAAAAAACAGUGUAUGCUGAAAGGUGUCUUUCCUGCAAUCUGUAUUUUGCAAUCUAUAAUUGUCCUUGUGUAAGGAAUAAUUUUAAGAAGGGAUUAUUAGAUGAUUUAUUGAUUUUUAUCUUAAUCUUGGGGGGGGGAGAUGAAACAUCCUUAGGGUGUGAGCCUUGAAUCCGGUACUGUUUUGAGUUGUCCUUUUAGGUUCAUCUGUACCAGAAAUGCUAGUGAGUGUCUCAACACAGAUGUUCUUGCCACCAUGGUACCUAACCAUUGCUUGAGCAGAGGAAAUUGCCCCAGCAUGACAGAAGUAUAAACCCAACAGACUUUUGAUUAGACGUUGAGAGACUUCACCAGCAUGCAUCAAACAUAACAUCAGGUUGUUCUCGGAACAUCAGAAAAUGCUGUUGCUGUUCCAUAGAAUUGAAGAUGCAUGUUUUCAGCAGAUGGCUAUUACAAGCCAUUUACAUGUGAAUUCAAUAAUAAAUAGGAGCUUUUGGCCCUAUACUGGAGUAUAGACAAAAGUGGUUUGUCCAGGUUACGGAGCAGAGUAAACCUAUUUGGAGAACAGUGUGUUGAGUUUUCUGUAUACAUGUAUAUACUGGGUGAUGGGAAGCCCUGAAUGAUGUGACUUUUUUGCAGAAACUGUGCUUUGGAUUGUCAGUUUGGAAGACGAAGCAGCAUUGUUUGGUAGUUCCAGCCUCAGAGGAGAUGUCAGGCACAGGACAGAAGUGUACCAAGGAGCCUAGUGGGGGAAUCAUAUAAACUUUAGUUCUUGUGCACAUUAGGAAAGAUCAUAUCCCAAGCCCUGCCACAGAAGGAAGGGGAGCGCAGCUUUUCAGUCUAGUUCUGCAGCUUCACCACGGAAGGGGUGUACUUGAUAUAUGCCUCUUUCUUCCCCACUGAUAGAUGUAGAAAGCUGUGCUGCACCGUGACUGUGAGCUAAAGAUAAGGAUUGUUUCAGCUCUUGGAAGGGCAUGUGUCUAGGGAGGUCAAAUACAGUAGGAUCGAUACCUGGGAAGAGGUGUCUAGGGUCCUGAGGACUGUAGUACGUGAUGAGCCCUCAGCCAGCUGUGUGAAAUGUUCUUUGGAUUUGUUUUUGUGCUGCCUGCCCCAGGAGCAGUAGUGCUGAUUAUUUAUGAAAGAAGAAUUUGGAGUCUGUGUCACUGUUCUAGAUCAUCUGCUCUAAUGAGGUAUUUCCUCUCAUUCUCAGUCUGCUCUUUUCCCACUACCUUGAUGAUACAGAAGCUCAGGAUGUAAAUUUUAAUGCAUUAGUGUAGGAUUCAGUAUGGGAAGUAACAAUGGAUUGUUGUUGAUCAGAUUAGCCAAAACUUCUAGGGAACUAUGUGAAUACUGAUUUUGGGGCAGUAUGUAGUCCAGAGGUUAUCCUACAGACAGGCUUACCUCUGAAUUCAGUGAGCAAAUUAUCUGUGGGUUCUGAGUACCAUCUGUAACUGGCAUAGGUGAAAAAGUAGGGAUUGUGUUACUGUGACUACUGAUACUUUCAUUCCUUUGUAACACAGGAAGAUGGAGAGAAAAAAAGAAACCAAAAUCUUUAAGCUACUUAAAUGCAUCUUGUUGCUUGGUAACUGCUUCAUAUUGCUUAUGAUGGCCCUUCCAAACUAUGUUUUAUUAACAAGUUUUCUAGUGUACCUAGGGCUGUUGUAGCAUAGAGUAUCAGUCUCUUAACCUCAUGGGCGAGGUGUCAUCAAAAAUACUUACCUCUCUGUUAGCAUGUGGGUUUGUGAAACAGCCCUGCAAUACUGAGCCUAAAGGCCAGAACCCUGGAAGCCAUAGACCCACUGUGGCUAGUGCAGGCAUCAGUCCUGCCACUGCUGCAGCCAUGAGGAGGCUUCCUGUGUUUGUUACAGUAAGCAUCAGCACAGACUUCAGCUGCAGCUCAUGCUUGAGAAAUCAUACUUGACCAAGCAGGGGGUAGGAAUGGUGAUGCCCUCUCCUCCGCUGUGAUGAGAACAAUCAGGUAGUGCUCAGAUUUCUGGUGGUAUGUCCACACUCACUGGGGCCUGCUUUGUCCUGUGUUUCUCUUUGUGCCUUCUGGUGACACAGACAAUCCCAGGGAAGCCAGUCAUCUACAACCAAGCUAGGUGCUCUGUCUCUGUACCGUGCACGCACUGCCUCCCCAGUGUGCUCAAGGUGAUACUGCCUGUUCCCUUGAGCGUGAACAUUUCUCUGCCAAAUUUUGUUUACACAGAGUCAAUUCUCAGUAAUUUUACUUUUGAACUACAAAGCGUAUUUUCCACUUUGUAACUUUUUAUGGUACCUGUAAAAUAUGAAUGUCUGUUGUUUCAGUGAUGGCUGUGGCAAGGAGGUGUGAGAUAAUAAAAGUUUGUAUCAAAGUG
Molecule: messenger RNA, 4487 nt
Organism: Neopsephotus bourkii (Bourke's parrot)
Lineage: Eukaryota; Metazoa; Chordata; Aves; Psittaciformes; Psittacidae
Gene: MOGAT1
Product: monoacylglycerol O-acyltransferase 1
Exons: 6
Coding region: 1181-2101 (306 amino acids)
Biological process (GO): diacylglycerol biosynthetic process; triglyceride biosynthetic process
Cellular component (GO): endoplasmic reticulum membrane
Molecular function (GO): diacylglycerol O-acyltransferase activity
Source: RefSeq, a predicted model, not a curated record